Messenger RNA from Klebsormidium nitens, 2892 nucleotides. Lineage: Eukaryota; Viridiplantae; Streptophyta; Klebsormidiophyceae; Klebsormidiales; Klebsormidiaceae. The record is from the annotation of a GenBank genome assembly.
AUGCAGCAAAGUCCAUCCGCAACCAUCCCGUGCCAAUCACAACCAAGGGGCAAUUUGCAGAGGUUAAGGGAUGACAGUUGGGGUUACCCUCUAUUUAACCGGACAUGGAGAAGCAAAAGUAGGCAAGGACUUGCACUGCAAGUUUGGAACAAGUUUGUAGACUCCCCACGUUUGCAUGUUGGACCCUUCGUCCUGAAGAAGGUUGGAGGCCACUUUGCACAAGGAGCAGAGGCCGGCAAUGGCCAAGGGCAUGGCCCAGAAGAAGGACCUCCUGCAAAAAAGCGAAAAACAGCACCAUAUGUGCCGAAACUCAACUCGGCCCCUUACGCCCUUCUCAUCACAAUGUACAGAGCCUUAGCAGAGGGAAAGGACGAGUACCGACGAGACGAACUUAUACAGGAUGCAGACAACAGCGGCCUGUCCGAGAAGACGAUUGCCCUGGACCCGCUCAAUGGUCAAGCGGGGCGGAGGACGACCCACACCAACCAGGACUACUACUCUGGGUGGACGUCCAUGAGCAAGCAACUGAUCGCUAAAGGACUCGUCCUGAAGCAAGGGAACCCCCCCAAGUACAUUCUCACGGAGUACGGCGAAGAGACGGCCCGGGAGUGCCUCCAGCGAUCCAACCUGGCUGACCCGCUCCCCGCCGGUCCUGCUGGAGCCGCUCCCCGUCCCACUCCUGCCCCUGGCCCCCGCCCUCCUGCCGGCCCGCCUCCUCCCGCUGCCCCUAAGAACGCCCGUGCCGCGGCUGCUGCAGCUGCUGAGGCGCGCAUGGCCAGGAACGCCGACGCUGGUGGCGCAGGGCCGUCGACUGCCGCGGCCGGCGGUUCUCGGCCGGACCGACGACGAGAUGCAGUGGACACUGCGGGGAACCGGCAGCAAAAGGGUGGAGCGGCGGGAGCAGGAGGGGCUGGGGCGGCGGGGUUCCGGGGCCUGGUGGCGGAAAGGCCGGACCUGCAGAGAAUGGGGGCGGAGCGGGAGCCGAACGAAGCUGACGGGGGGCACGAGGAGGAAGGAGGCACCGAGUCAGACUUCGAGGAGCUGGACGGCUGGCCCGCAGCAAGUCCCACAGACGCUGUGCCAGUGAUUGGAGAUGACGUUGUGCAAAAGCUGGUCAGCCUGGGCUUCUCGCCCGGCCAGGCCCGCACGGCACUGCACGCAACCCACGUUGCGGACCUGCCGGAUAGCCCCUUGGUGGAGCAGGCCGCCAACUGGCUCCUUGAGAACGACAGCACCGACCGGCCCGCGCAACCUCAGUCCCCGGUGCGCCCCUCCUUCCAGGCGCGAAUGGCCACAGCCGAGCCCCGGGAGAAGCGCACCGGGACAGUCAAUGGUGCGGCAGCUCCGAGGGCCGCGGUCAGGGAACGGCAAGGAAGGCCGGGAAGCGCAGCUGGCGGGCAGGGCGCGGCCCGAGCUCCGGGGAGACCGCCCACUGCGCCCACGCAGCGAGCGGCACCAGCCCGCACCGCGGGGCAGUCUGGAGCGGGACCGUCGGGCACCGCAGACAGGCGAGAUGCAGGCGGCCCCUCCAAGCCUGCUGCACCCCUGGCGGGCGGCGCCGUGCCGCUGGCGGUGCGCGUGCCCCCCCUCGCGGCGGGCGAGCGGUUCGAUGCGCGGUACAUGGUGGUGUGCCUGGUGGACCACCGCGAGUUCCUGGUCCGCAAGCUGAGCUCCGGGGACGUGCUGGCCGCCUUUGCUGCGCACGGCCUGCACGCGGACGUGCGCAACCUGGAGCUGGGCGACUUCCUGUGGGUCGCCAAGGAGCGCGACGGCCCGGGCGAGUACGUGCUGGACUACGUGUGCGAGCGCAAGCGCGUGGACGACCUGAGUCUUAGCAUACAAAGCAGCAGGUACCAGCGGCAGAAACACUUUCUGGACACGUGCGGGCUGCGGCGGCGCAUCUACCUGCUGGAGGACGACGCGGACAAGAUGGACGACCACGUGCGCAUCAAGACGGCGUGCAUCAACACGGAGCUCGUCAACGGCUUCGACGUGCAGCGCACCGCCGACUCGCGCGACACGCUGCGCCGCCUGGUCACGCUCACGGCCGCCAUCCGGGACAAGCUGCAGCACCGUACCGGGGAAGCGCCGAACUCCCGGAAGGAGCCGCUGCCCACCUUCGCGGACUUCGACCGGCGGGCCAAGGCGUCGAGGCGGCGCACCGUGAAGGACCUGUGGGGGCUCAUGCUGACGCAGGUCGGCGGCAUUGGGAGCGACAGCGCAAAUGUCAUCAUGCAGCAGUACCCCACCGCCGGCCAGCUGUAUGAAGCAUACCGCAAACUGGACGGGAAGCCGCAAGUGAUGUCACAACAGCUCGUGGCCAAAUUUGUUCGAAACGCAGGCGGUUUGAAAGUUGGGAAUAAGGCGAGUGAGAAUCUGUUCAAAUUCAUGUUCGAUCCAACUCCUCCAGAGGAUUCGCCAGAGGAUGACAAGUAGAUUUGGCAGCUUGGUCAGAGCAGACGUGCGUCCAAAGUAGAGGCUUCAUCCAAUCAGCAUGUAAGAAGAGAGCAAAUGCACAGAGAAUCGUGACGGCAGUUCGCCGAAGUCUGUUGCUUAACGGAAGCCUGUGUCUUGCUUACGUACCCAAGAAGGGCGAGUUUUCUAGUAAACGUUAAAAUCGAACAGAAAAGGAUAUGCAAAUUCGUGUAAAGUGGGUGAUCGGGAAGUGUUCAGGCAGAGUCAGACCAGAUGCUAUAUAAGCUUGUGUUGUUGAUUGAUUUCGGACUUCCAAAGGACCUAUCGUUAUGUCUGGUGAAAGCUAGCAUUCUUUUUUCGAGCUUCUAAGAAACUCGUACCAGGACAUAUGACGUUAUACGAUUGAAUGGCCAUCUUAUCCCUGCCAACGUCACAGCAGCUGCAGUCUUUCCAAAAAGUGAAAUACUUUUCGUGAGA